This is a messenger RNA of Fusarium pseudograminearum CS3096, 1140 nucleotides long. RefSeq lists its product as uncharacterized. The record is from RefSeq and is a predicted model, not a curated record. Gene Ontology annotation, cellular component: nuclear origin of replication recognition complex. Gene Ontology annotation, biological process: DNA replication. The transcript is spliced from 2 exons. Lineage: Eukaryota; Fungi; Ascomycota; Sordariomycetes; Hypocreales; Nectriaceae. Gene Ontology annotation, molecular function: DNA binding. The coding region runs from base 1 to 1140 and encodes 379 amino acids.
AUGAGUCGUCAAAUUGAGCAGGCAUUGCUCUCUUUAAUGCCAACAUAUGGCUCUGAUUUACCACCAUCCCUUGUCGAGCUGGCAGGUUCUCUGCUCGCCCAGUCUCGGCAUCGAGCGAGCGCUCUCAAGACAGAAGAGGAGAUUGCUAGAUUAUAUGCUUGCGCAAACAUUGCUUGCGAUCGUUUGAAAAUUACUCUUGAUCUUCCACCUAUUGAGCCUCGACCACCGAUCCCACCCCGUAUUUACAACCGUCUUUACACUCAUCUUGACAACAUUCUACCAAGUAGCGCUUCAACUCCUGGACGAACCGCUGCCGGAAGAAGGACACCAAGUUCAAGGUUUCGCAAUAAUGGCGGUUCACCUGCCGACCGGCCACUGCCAUCGAGGGGAACCCCGACGAAAGAACAAACCCUCGCACAGUUCAGAACGCCUUCAAAGGGGGCAAGCGGAACCGCGAAAAAAGCCACAAGCGACCAGCAAACCUUUAGGGGCAUCAAUCUUCAUGGAUGGAUUCAACCAGUGACGAGAUGGGUAUGUGAAGAGACAGACCACAAGAAACUCGCCCCCACGAUUCUUGCUGGUCUGGAAACUAUAGUUACACCAGGAGGUCGAAGAACAGGAGACGAAUGGGUGCUGCAGAAUGUCACAGCCUUGUUCGCCGCAAUCUACUUCUUCGUCACCGUGCACGUCAAAGCUCUUGCGUCAGGAGAAAACAUUGAUGGAGAAGGAUAUGUCCCUCUACGAAAGGAGAUUCUUGCUUUGCUCACCAGGGCAAGGCAGGAAGUCGACGUUAAGGGGUUACCAGAGGAGAAUGCUUGGGAAGAUUGGUCAAAUAUCAAUUCGAAGGAGUUCGAUGAUGCAGUUGCCAAAGUCAACGAACGUUCAUGGCUCACUGGUGAUUGGUAUCAAGGGAUCGCAGACGUCGUCAAGCUGACUCAAAGAGGUCACUUUGAAGAUGUUGCGAUGCUCGACGAUGAGACCAUGCCAAAGAUGCAAGUCAAAAAGGCAGACACCAUGUUUCAAGACAAAUACGACUUUCUAAGCGAUGCCAGGCGAGCAGAAUACGUGCACUGGGAGAAGGAUAUUUACGCCAAAAUUGCUCUAUCGACGGGCACGGCUAUGGAAGUAGAUACACAAUGA